Messenger RNA from Misgurnus anguillicaudatus (oriental weatherfish), 8197 nucleotides. RefSeq lists its product as uncharacterized. The record is from RefSeq and is a predicted model, not a curated record. Lineage: Eukaryota; Metazoa; Chordata; Actinopteri; Cypriniformes; Cobitidae.
AAAUAAGCAUUUUAUCAAGCUCCUUAUGUUCAUUAAUUGCACAUUAAUGGCAAUGAAAAUAACCUAUUCAUAUAAAAACAUGAUAACAAACAGACACACACAUUCUUUUUUUCUUACUGUAAGCUUGUUUAAAGGCAGAUGCAGCCAAAUUUUGUUGUGAACUUGAAAAUAAAGACACAGUUAACUGUCAGAAAACAGUCAGUGUGUGUUUAAGAUUUUUUUUAAUGACACGUUAUGUGAUGUUGGAGGACUGAGAUAGACUGCUUUACUUUAACCUAGGUUUAUAAGUAGUAUAUAAGCAGAACAAUAAGACUUUUAAGGAGAGGUUUGUGAAAGCCCUCCAAGUAGUCUGAAAUUCAGGGAUUUUACGCUUCUUUUCAAUCAGAUCGGAAGUAACGAGUAACUAACUACUUGAGUAGUUUUUUCAUCUAAUACUUUUUUACUCUUACUCAAGUAAAUAAUUAGAUUGUUACUUUUACUUUUACUUGAGUACAUUUUUGUAUAAGUACUUGUACUUUUACUUGAGUACAGAUUUUGGGUACUCUACCCACCUCUGAUCCUAAGACAACUGCCUCGACUUCAGGAGGAAGGGGAUCUCUCUAUGCCUACAGUGAUUUUGAGUGCAUUUACAGGAACAGCAGCAUUCAAUAUAUCUGGUAAAACACUGCAUUCCAUUUUAAAACUGCCAAGGAACUUAAAGCCACCUUAUCAAGGACUUGGGAAUGCUCUAGAUGAACUACGAGCAGAAUUAUGCAGUGUGGAAAUUCUCAUAAUUGAUGAAGUGUCCAUGAUUUCGAAGGAUCUUUUCGCCUAUGUAAACUGGAGACUUCAACAGAUCAGAGGCAGCAAGAAAGCAUUUGGAGGAAUCUCUGUUCUCGCUGUAGGAGACUUUUUCCAACUACCACCUCUCGGUAAAGCCAAACCGCUCUGUGUGUAUGAAGAUGAUGUUCUGGACUUCUGGAAGGACAGUUUUCAAAUAAUUACCCUUACAGAGAUCAUGCGUCAAAAGGAGGACCUUGCCUUUGCUGAGCUUUUAAAUCGACUGCGAGUGAGGCAGAAGACUGAUGUUCUUAGAGAAGAAGACCGAGUUCUGUUACACCAAGCUGUAAAGAACCCAGAAGACUGCCCUCAUGAUGCUCUGCACAUAUUUGCAACCAACAAGGAAGUUCACAUGCACAAUACCAAAACAAUACAUGCUAUUCACACUGACAUCAUAACCAUUGAUGCCGAAGACUACAGGAAAGACCCAAGAACAGGAGUGAUGAAAAGACAAAAGAAACCUGUCACUGGAAAGAAGGAUGACUUGCUGGAUUCUAUACAAGUUGCAGUGGGAGCUCGUAUAAUGGUGACAAGGAAUCUGGAUGUUGAAGAUGGAAUUGUAAAUGGAUGUUUUGGUCAGAUUGUUAACAUUGUCACUAAAACAAGAGAUGGAAUCGCCACUGUACACAUGCUAGGACUUCAGCUCGACAAUCCAAAUGCAGGUCUGAAACACCGCAGAAGAGUGCAAGGUGAAGACGACAACUCUGUAUAUAUUGAGAGAUCUGAAGAAAGUCUGAGGAAAGGAACAGUUCGUCGUCAAUUCCCCAUCAAGCUCGCUUAUGCCUGCACAGCUCACAAAGUUCAAGGUAUGACAAUGCAGUCUGCUGUAGUGUCACUGAAAAAGAUUUUUGAACCGGGAAUGGCCUACGUUGCCCUCAGCCGAACGACAUCGCUUUCUGGAUUACACAUUACAGACUUCGUUGAAAAGAAGAUUUAUGCUGAUCCUGAAAUCACAGCAUCGUUGGAAAAUAUGAGAAGAGCGACAGUUGAAGGAAUCAUGCCGCUUUUGCAACACAUAAGGGAAAUCAACCAGGACCAAACACUUAAAAUAGUUCACCAUAACACGGAAGGACUGUCAUCUCACAUCGAGGAUAUCAGAUGCCAUCAUGAGCUACUAUUAUCGGAUAUUCUUUGCAUAACGGAAAGUCACUUGUCUGGCUCAUGUAUUCCACAACAUCUCCAGUUGGAAGGAUACAAGAUGUUUGCACGGAAUAGGCAUGCCUCCUACUCAACCAAUGCAGAAAUGGCAAAGAAAGACGGUGGUGGAGUUGCAAUAUUUUGCAAAGAAGAUAUUCAAGCUCAGUCCAGACAGUACAUCCAAAGUGUCACAGACCUGGAGUUUGUUGUCAUCAAAAUUGACACCCCAAUGUGUGCAACAAUUGCUGCAGUGUACAGGCCACCACACUACAGUCUUGAAACAUUCUUGCCAAAUUUAAGGGGCCUACUGGAUUAUCUGGACAUGAUGGAUAAACAUCCUGUAAUCAUCUGUGGAGACUUUAAUGAGGACCUUUUAUGUGCUGGAAGAAAGGCUAUACUGGAGAUGUUUCAAUCAAAGGAAUAUACACAGCUAAUCACAUCAGCUACAACUGAAAAACACACACUACUGGAUCACAUUUACAUCUCACAUCCAGACUUGUGUCUCCAGUCAGGUGUGUUACAGAGUUAUUACAGUUACCAUAAUCCUGUGUACUGUAUUUUGCAAAAAUGACAUUCUGUGGUUGGCGGAUAUUGUUGUGUUUUUUGCCAUACGGAAUCGUGGGCACCGACUACGCAUUAACUUUCUUCAAGCUAUGUGGUGCUGGACGUGCAAUCGGAGGAGCUGGAGACGCAGCGCUGGUUGGGUUUCUGGUGCUAUUAUGGAUGGAGAAGGUACCAGCAAAUGUCGGUUAGCAUGCAUCAACUUUCUUUAGGCUGUGUCGUGCUGGAGGUGUAAUCGGAGGAGCUGGAGACGCAGCGCUGGUUGGAUUUUUGGUGCUAUCAUGGCUGCGGAAGGUAAGAAGCAUGCUUCGGGUCUUGGAUGGCCUCAGCCAACGGUUUGGCGUGUAUGGUUAUACCAGUGGGACUUUGAUGGCCUUAGCCAAUGGGUAGGUGGUUAUGGUUGUGGUGUUUCGACAAAUGGAACGAUGGGCAGUAGGCAUUAACAGUGGCAAUAGGGCUCUGACAGCCUUAGCCAAUUGGUUGACUUGAAUGGUUGUGCACUAAUGGUUGUGUUGUUAUGCCAUACGAACCCGGGGGCCACUGAACCUGCAUUAACGACGACAGUGGGGGCUCAUUGACAGCCUUAGCCAACGGGUUGGUGCGUAUGGUCGUGUUGUUUUGUUGUCUUGCGUUGUGUUGUCAUGCCAUACGAAACCGGGGGCCACUGAACCUGCAUUAACGACGACAGUGGGGGCUCACUGACAGCCUUAGCCAACGGGUUGGUGCGUAUGGUCGGUUGUUUUGUUUUCUUGCGUUGUAUUGUCAUGCCAUACAAAACCGGAGGCCACUGAACCUGCAUUAACGACGACAGUGGGGGCUCACUGACAGCCUUAGCCAACGGGUUGGUGCGUAUGGUCGUGUUGUUUUGUUGUCUUGCGUUGUGUUGUCAUGCCAUACAAAACCGGGGGCCACUGAACCUGCAUUAACGACGACAGUGGGGGCUCACUGACAGCCUUAGCCAACGGGUUGGUGCGUAUGGUUGUGUUGCAAUGAGAUUGUGGCAUCUAUGGUCAUUUAACAGUGUUAUGACAGUGAGCUACAAAGCAGGUACAGCAGCAGGAAGGAUGAAGGAGUAAUGUGGCAGCUCGAGGGAGGACACUAGGAAGUAAAGGCGGCAGCAGCAGCAGCAGCAUACAGGAUGCAGUGAGGAUUAGUGUGGCAACUCCAGGGAGGACACAGACAGUGAGAGCAACAGCGGCAUUGCAGGAAGAAUUUUGAGACGAUAGCAGUCCUAUCCAACAAUGGAUAUGAGUGUGCAAUAUACCAUCUAAAGCUAAGUGCUUUAAGAACUUUCUUCAGUCACUGUACUACUGCACAUCGUAACUACUUUUGGAGGAAUAUUUUAAGCUAAUUCUGAUUUUGAUGUUUUUCAGGAAGCGCCAGGUCAGAAUGUCUGAGAAGAUCAAGUGUGCUACAACACCGAUAAUGACAAGCUGGGUACAUUGGAAAGCUGGAUUUCUUUAAAUAAUGUGACCAAACCCAUUUGGCAUUUAGGACAAUACUGAAGACUAAAGAACCAAAUGAAGAACCACAUUGAAGCAGUAGAGGGUGUCCAGCCUGUAUGCAAUGUCAGAUCCAGCGGAGAGAUGUCGGGAGCUGCUUCACUACACCGCUCAUUGCAUUAAUUAAUUUCAUUUUAUUUAAAAUUUAGUUUUAUCAUAUUAAAUAAUUGGUUUCUAUAUAUAGAUAUUAAAAUAUAAAAUAUUAGUUUAAUAUAAUAACUGGUUUCAAUAUAUAGAUAUAGAUAUUAAAAUAUAAAAUAUUAGUUUAAUAUAAUCAUUGGUUUCAAUAUAUAGAUAUAUAUAAUACUUGGUUUCAAUAUAUAGAUAUAGAUAUUAAAAUCUAAAAUGUUAGUUUAAUAUAAUAAUUGGUUUCAAUAUAUAGAUAUAAAUAUAUAGAUAUUAAAAUCUAAAAUAUGAGUUUAAUAUAAUAAUUGGUUUCAAUAUAUAGAUAUUAAAAUCUAAAAUAUUAGUUUAAUAUAAUAAUUAGUAUCAAUAUAUAGAUAUAGAUUUUAAAAUAUAAAAUAUUAGUUUAAUAUAAUCAUUGGUUUAUAUAUAUAUAUAUAUAUAUAUAUAUAUAUAUAUAUAUAUAUAUAUAUAUAUAUAUAUAUAUAUAUAUAUAUAUAUAUAUAGCAAAAUAUAAAUAUUAGUUAAAAUAGGAAUGUUAUUAAUAAUGUGUACGCCAUGCCAGAAGAGGAUGGGCAGCCCCCUGCUGAGUCUGGUUCCUCUCAAGGUUUUUUUUAUCUCCUCUCAAGGUUUUUUUCUUGCCACUGUCGCCACAGGCUUGCUCACUGGGGGUGUUGUGCCAAAUCCUGUGUCCCUCUCAUGUCUUUGUCAACUAGGGUUUUCAAAACAACAGUUUGCAAGUCAAUAAAAAUAUUUAUUUAUUAAUUGAAAUUAUAAAAAUAUAAAUAACCAGGGUCCCACAAUUAAUUAGAAAUAAAAAUGUAAUCAUAAUAAAAGCCCCUCUGGUUUUCUGAAAUCACAGGACUUAUUACUCUUAUAAAUACCUGCGUUGUAAUAAACCAAAUCGUGGACAGCAAUAGAGUUUUUAAAAUAGUUUUGAAAAAAACAUGCAGAAGGUUAACAAUAAUCCCAACAACUUUUUACCGGUAUUAUCCCAAAAUAAAACUUGUGUUAGAAAUUUUGGAAGUGAAAAAAAUUUUAUGUUUUGAAAAAAGAAUUUAAAGCAAAAAUUAUUGUGUUAAACAAGUUAACAAAUAAGGUGGUUACUACACAUAUAGGUAUAUAAUUUUUCUCCUAGUAUAUUGUAUUAUUUCAACAGUAAAGUAUUAGAAAUUUAAACAAGUUAACAAAGUUAGUUACCACACAUAUAUAGGUAUAUCAUUUUCUACUAGUAAAAGUAUAUUGUUGCAACUGUAAAGUAAUUGUUCCUUUUUAACAUUUAGUAAAAAAUUGUAAAAUGUAUAUUUAAAUUAAAAAAAUUAUAUUUAAAUGUGAGCUAUUACAACAUUUUAGGAUCUAGCUGUGCAUAUGGGUGGGAUUUGGCACAACAGGCGUUUUCUAAAUCUUUUAAUAAAUUUGUUGAAUUGGCACAUCAAGUGUUUUUGUCUUUAUUGAAACCUCUUCAAUGGCACAUUAAAAAUGUGUUCUUGUGAACUUCACAGAAGUUCCAGCGGGUACUCCAGAAAGCAAGGUUAACUUACCCUCACAUAUAUGUAUUUGUAUUUGCAUAUUUUUCAUAAAUUUUAAUGGCAGGAACUAAUGAUUGCAAAAAAAAUUAGUACAUGAGUUUAAUUUAUUGACAAAGAACUGCUGUUAAAAGCAUCAGAUCUACUGUAGUAUGUUUAUUAAGCUCACGACUCUUUACGGCAGUUAAUACAAAAAUUUGCCACAAAAACCUGCAUUCCCGUAUGGGCUGUGGGUAGCAUGCAAAAGAGGUUCAUUCGAAGUGGCCAGUGUAUAGUAUGUUUUAGUUUAUAGUUGUUUAUAGUAAGUUGGUGAUUGUAUAUCAACAGUAGGAACAUGUUUGUGGGCAUUUUAUGUUGUGAUUUCACCGAAACAAAUGAGAGUGCUCAAGUGGCGUGUGUUAUUGCUCAGCAACCACGAGCUGCGCUCUCCUUUUCGGAGCAGAAACUUCAAGAAAGGAAGACCCUGCAUGAUUUCAGAAAUACAUUCCUGCACCGGAUGACCAACUGGAGAUAGGCUGGCUUUUCUAAUAUAUUCAUUCGGGCCAAAAGAUGUUUUAAAAAAAGUGGCGGGGACGAAAUCGAACUUCCUAAAAAGUAAAUCCAAUCAUUUAUUUUGUACAACUGUUCAAGUGAUCUUCUUUACAAUAUAGUCAGUAUUUGCACUAUUUUACAAUAAAAUAGUUGUUCAUUUUAUCAUCAUUGCAUGUUUAUCUAUUUUUUUUAUGUUACUUUUGCAAAUGUAUUUAAAGAUUAAAAUAUGGAAAAAGUCAGUUUAGGAGGCAAUUAUCCUUUAUUGAAAAAGGUGCAGUGGAGAGGUGAGUUAAGUGGAAAGUUGGUAAUGCAUCUUUUUUGGUGGGUUUAUUAUAAACAAGACCGAAAUACAACGUGACUCUUAUUUUGAAAUUAGUCUGCUAAUUUGAUUUCAGAUUAAGGAGAUAAAAGUAACUCUUAUAACAGUAUAAAAUAUAUUACCAUAAAAACACUGAAAAGUAAAGAUUGUUAUGAAUUAUAAACAUAAGUUCAUAGGCAAUCUCUUGGCAUAAAUGUGCGAUAUUCAUUGUUUCAUCUGUAAAUAUAAAUUAGUGGGGUCCCCUGUUUUUAUUAAAAAUAAAAUGCUACAUGAAUUUAUAAUUCUCAUGCCACAAGGCUGACUAUUAUUUGUCCCAAUUUUGCAAUAAACAAAUCAAAAAGAUUUCUGUCUGAAAUAAAUAUAAACUCUCAAGUUGCAUUCUAGAGGAAUUGACAGACGAGUCAAUGUCUCUGCGUGGAUUAUUUUCCCAUCAUUGACAGUAAGAAUCUUAAGGGUUAGGGGUUUUUUAAAAUGAUUCUCAAAAAUUAUUUCACACCAGUGGCGACACUACACUCAGAUUGAUGGUGGGUCCAACCAGUCAGAAGCGACACUUAUUGAGAAAGCAGAAGAAAUCACCCAUAAAUUAUAAUAUUUUUAAUACUAUUCGUUUAAAUAUGCAUCAUUCAGAAAAAAACAACUAUAGAAAGUUUAUUAUUUCCAUGUGUGUCUAAACCUUGCAAAUGACAUGGGGGCUGGAUCGUUUUACUUUUGGCUUGGAGUAUAAUCAUAUAUGGUCCCCAGAAUUUUGCCACGGCAAGCACCACUUCACAUUUUCUUCAGGAAAUGUACCUAUCUAGUAUCUUAUUAUUCUUAUGUCUGCACGUUUUUUCGGCGCGUAACUCGUCCCGCGCGGUUUGUCGUAGACACACGAAAGAGGGCUCAAAUUGACCGGUUUAUUUAAGAGAGGUGUGCUAUGACUUUUAUAAGCGAUCGGGUGCAGGAUUUCCGAAAGGGGGGCGAAAAACCACCCGAAAAAUCCCAUUGACUUAACAUUGCGCCAAACUUUGACGGGUCAUAGCUCCGCUCAGGGAUUAUGUAGAAACAUGUGGUUUACAUUAUUUGAAGAGGGUGGUAGGCUCUGUAAGAACAUACAUCACAUUGGGGUGUAAGCUGUACCCCUGGGGUGUAAGAGGCACCCAAAAGUGCCCCAUUGACUUAUAAUGGGGCAGGAAACAUGCCCAUAUAAGGAAAUAAAAAAGUUCCAGCUGGGAUAUCUUUGCUGUACAAUGUCCUAGAGACAAGUGGGUGGGCUCAUUUCACUCGGGCAUCUAAUCAGUCUUUCAGGAUCAUCUCAGAGCUAUUAAGCCACGCCCCUAGCAACAAUUUUGGGCACCCUAGCAACAUCUCCCAUAGACUGCCAUUAUAAAAUGUCCAGAUGGAUAUCUUUGCAGCACAGUGUCAUAGAGCCUUGGGGGUGGGCUCAUUUUACCCAGACAUCCAAUCAGUCUCUCAGGAUCCUUAUUGAGGUAUUAAGCCACGCCCCUAGCAACCACUUUUGAGCACCCUAGCAACAUAACAUUGAAACAGUUAUAUCUCGGCAUCAGAACAUCGUAGAGACACGGGGGUUGGACCGUUUUACUUGUGACUCGGAAUGUAAUCACUGGCCACAUCAUUGGCCACUCCCAAGCCACGCCCCUAGCAACCAAAUAUGAGCACCCUAGCAACCCAAUAAACAAAGC